This is a messenger RNA of Porites evermanni, 7685 nucleotides long. Lineage: Eukaryota; Metazoa; Cnidaria; Anthozoa; Scleractinia; Poritidae. The record is from the annotation of a GenBank genome assembly.
AUGUUGAUUAAAAGAACAUCUGGUUGUCCCAGAAAGUUAAUAUGUUCGCAUCGAUGUGGUUUUCGGUUUAAGCGAACUCGAAGCAAGAAAAAGGUAGGCUAAAAGAUUGUAAACUCCUAUGCCAGGACGUAUCAGCUAGUGUGCAUUCUAGACAUAUUUUAAAGUUCCUUUCCCACAGCAAAAGGUUUUACGUCACAUAAAUUGAUAACUAGACGAAGGUCUUUGUUUUGGGGCUAUAUGUGCUCAAAUUUCUACACUGAAACACAUCGAUCACUUUUAGAUGUACUUGAAAAUUAAGCAAAAUAACAGUUCAGACGACUUCUUUCCUCAGUUUUUCCCCUUAUGUUAUUUUUCUUUGGCGUUCUCGCUUUCAUUUCCUUUUAAAAAUUAGCCCAUGUGGCCAAUUUUGUGCCUAAAGCUUACUCUACAUGAUUCGCAGUCAUGGGAGAUCUGGGUACAGUUAACUCUUGAAGGAUCUCUUGUAAAUGUCUGUCUGCCCAUAUAAAGAACAGAAAAACAAUCAGAAAAAAAUGAACAAUAUUGCAAAGGGCUAAUACCUGCUAUACUAGCACAUCUGACUAGUUGCUACACAACUACUCACCCAAGGGGGGUACUCUGGAUUUUAGGUGACGGGGAUGAUCCAUGGAUUUUUGCAGGGUAGGAAAAUUUCUCAAGUACAUUUUUGGGUUGCUUGAUUUAAGUAGGGUUACUUUAGGGAAAUUUUGGCAAGUACAGUCUAACCUGUCCUUACUAACAUCUCUAAUAUGGACACCUCUCUAUUACGGACAGUUCGUUUGGUCCCAGAAAUGCCAAAAAUCAUGCAUUCCCUACCUCUAUAAUAUGGACACCUCUGUAAUGAUAACUGGCUCUGUCCCUUUGGUAUGCGUAUUAAAGAGGUUUGAAUGUAUUUUGUUUGGGUGGCUUGAUUUAACUAAGGAUUUGGGGGGGGGCAUUCAAAGCAAUCUGAAGAUUUGUGUAAGUGACUGCGAAGUUUUGUGAAUAAGUUACAACCAAACUUGUUUUGUGGCUUUUUUAGGGCUCAGAAAUUCAGCAUGGGAUUUUUGGGGGGGUUACCUUUUGGACCAGAGAUUUUUUUGGGUUUUCAUUUUUGCCCCCAUUUGAUCAUACCAGUCACUUAAAAUCCACAGUACCCCUUCUGGGCGCUCACUCACUUCACAAAGUAUUUAUGAAAUUGUAGCUAAUGGAGCUAGGACAGAUCCUUUGGCCAUUCAGGGCUGUACAAAAGGUUGUUUGUUUUUCAGUCUAGCAUGAAACAUUUUUUCUAUCUGUUUCAGAGUAAUCCAAGUCAGGAUGUUCAAGAUAUAGAUAUUACUGAAAGUGAAAUUUAUUGUCCUUUUAUAAAUCACACAAAGACUGUAAAUCACGAUGUCCUUUCUUCUCUCUCAAUCUCUCCACUUUCAAUCCAUCUUGGCAGCAAAAAUGUGAAGGAUGGUGGCAGAAUAUAUCUUGACAAAUUUUGCAGUGUAACAUCAAUUCUCAGUCAAACCAAGCCUCCAAGUGAAUUUUUCGCUUUGAAGAACUGGGCAAAAAGUCAAGUGUCUGAGUUGGGCAAAGAAAAGUUUAAGGAAAAGAAGAAAAGUAUUUCCAGAAGAGGAACUUUAUUUCAUCAUGUAAGUACUGCACAAUAUUUGGCUGGAGAAAACAGCCAAUAUUUUGCGAUGCUACCAUCGGUCUCCCGGCGAAAUGAGGUCUGAGAAAUUAGCACAGAAAUUCCAUUCUGAUGAUACAUCACUACCCAGACCUGGGUAGUGUGUCUGAUUGGUUGAAGCAAAUUUUCAGCCAGUCAGAAGCACCACCCAGAUCUGGGUGGUGAUACAUCAUGGUAUGGAAUUUCUGUAUUCUUUGCCCAGAUGCCAUUUCACCUGUCAGAGAAACCGGUGGUAGUGUGCCAAAAUGCCAGUUCUUUUCUCAGGCUACACAAUAUUUUAUUUGCCCAAUUUAUCUCAAACUACUAUACACUAAUCACUUUAGGAUACAUUCCCCUUGGUUUUUCUUGGUACAGUAAAAACCCACAAUUUUUUUAGGUCAGGGUGAACAGGUUCUUAUUUUUUAGGGUAGUUUUUGACAAUUCAGGCUGAUUAGGCUCUUAGGUAAAAUUUUGAAUUGUCUGUAUUGCAGGGUAGCUUUAUGGAAAACAUACUUUCAGUGAAAAUCCAAACAAAUGUAAAUUAAAGAAAACAUAUAUACACGAUAACCUUUUGUCAAAAGCUUCUCACAAAAUUAAAAUCGAGAAUCUUGACAAUCAAAAUUGGAGUGAUUUUUAUGUAUAAGAACCUAGUUUUCUUUGCCAGGCUGAACAGGUUCUUAUAUUUUUGGGUAUUUAAAUGCAAAAUUUUAGCCUGUAGGUUCUUAAAUCACUAGCUUCUUUAUAUGUGGGUUUUUACUGUAUUAUCUAUGGUUUAUAUCAUUGUUAACACAUUCAGAGCCCCAGUUUGGGAUUGAAAAGUAAGUACAAUGAGUUGUUUUCUUUUUGGUGUUUAACACUUAUCAUACUUUGUUCUUGGAAAUAAAUGUCCUUAAUAUACCUACUCAAUAAUAUUUUCACAGCUUUGCUUUCACAUUUUGAAAUUGCAGCUGUAGUACUUAUGGUUUUGGGGUUAUUAAAAAUAUAGACUAACUGUAUUUGCAUGGUUAGACUGUCAGGGCUUCUGAUAUUUUGCGCAAUUGUGGAGCUGCGAAAUUCAGGUAGUCUGCGAAAUCCCACAAAAUUUACAAAAACACGCAAAAUACCAUGAAAUGCGCUAGAAAUCUUAUCAAAUACACGUCUGUACAACAUAUUUGAAACUUAUCUCAGCUAUUUGGGCUGUUUACGUGCUGUAAACGAUCAUGAAACUUCGUCACUGAAAUGAGCAAACAAUGUUCCAAAACUACCAGGCAUAGAUUAUGUUGCAAAAAGCUUGGCACUAGCCAUGAAGUUAAAAGCUUUGCAAAUGGCUCAUUUCUGGACCAUAAUUAUUGUUGUUGAAAUAGCAAAUGAUGAUCUCUGUUAAGAAAACAUUGAAAAUGCUGGUCUGAUCAGUGCAAAACCGAAAAAUUUGCGAAAUUUGCCCGAAAAUUCCCACAAAAUUGGUCGUUUUUUACUGAUUGUUUUUUGGCGAAGUUUGCCACAAAAAUUCCCAUGAAAUCAGUCAAUUUUUCCUCGAAUUUGUCCCUGAGAAUCCCUCAAAACUUGGCUUUUUUGGUGACCUAUCAGAAGCCCUGAUUAGAAUGUAAAGAAACUUUGGUUUUAUUGAUACGGCACAUAACAUAAAAUUUGAAAUUUCCUAAACUUGACUUACCAAAAUAUAGAAAUUACACAGACCUACCCAAGGGCUAAGGCAAGUGGCAAGAAUCAGAAUGGGAUUUGUAGGCCCCAUGUGGGGUGCUACCCCCACCCAAUCCACAAAAAUUAUUACAUAUUGAUAGCAACGUAGCCUGCAAAGCAGGCAUAUUUUGCAGGGUUUGUCACCAAGAUUUCAAGUUGCCUGGUAAAUACAACAAGAAGGCGGGGAAUCAAACACCUAGGGAUUUCUUUUGGGUCUAUUUUCUUCUAUUUCCCAAUGAAAGUAGCCAGGGGCCACAUUCAUAGUAGCUGGGGAAAAUCCCCGGCCCUCGGCUCCUAAUGACAGCCCUGUUUUGCAUUGCGAGUGAUGAUGCAUCUUGGACGUUGAAACUAACAGAAAGUUGGGGCGAGUCAAAGUCUGAUUUCAAGGAAGAGGUUGACGGGUUUAAAAUAGAGGAGGGGGUGGGACAGGGGAGCCUCUCUUUUGUAUUUAAGAUGGUGGCCACAAUAUUACAACCUCUGAGUUUCUGUCAAAAAAAUGCCUGCUCUUGCAGGCUAAUAGUGAGGUUAAAUCACCAUGAGAAAAUGUUGAUUGUCAUUUCCUCUAAUAACUGAUGCUCUAAUGUGGACAUUGUUUAUUGGCAGGAUGUCCAGCAAUUCUUCAAACACAAGGAAACACCAAUCAUAGUGGAAGGGGAGGCUAAUGCAGGAUAUUGGAAGAGUAUUAGUCAUGUUCUACCAGACAUCUCAAAUGUUGUUGCCAUUGAGAGUGGCGUAGUACAUCCAUUGUUAGGAUAUGCAGGAACACUGGACCUUAUUGCAGAAUAUAAGGGUACACUCAGUGUAAUAGACUGGAAGACUUCUGUGAAGCACAAAACAAACCUCAAAGACUGCUACUCUUAUCCUCAACAAGUGGCAGCUUAUGCUGGUGCAGUGAAUUAUGACAGUAAUUACCCCUUUCAGGUACUUUUUCCAACUUGAUGCUAAAUACCGUUAUUUUCUUCAAGGUGAACCCCUUCAUAUCUGGAACCAAUAGGCCACUUGCACUAAAAGGUCACAUGACCAAUGCUUCCUUUAAACAAGGAGUUGGAAUUUUCAUGCUGCUAAAAAUUGACAGAGCACAUAAGAAUUAUCUUACACCUGAAAUUUGAGAGGAAACACAUUUAAGGGAGAUAUUUUAUGACGCUUUGAUUUUUCAACGAAGUAGUAUGAUUUGUAUUGGCCGCCAUGUUGGAGGGCAUACUCUUGCCCUCCAACAUGGCGGCCAAAACUACUUUUUGCUUAUAUCUUGUUAAACGUUUGAUAGUUAUGCUGAGAUGUUCUGUAAACAUUACCACAUCAUCUUUCAACAUUUUCCUUGAAGUUUAAGUGCAAAAUUUGUGUUCAGAAAGAGGUAAUUCUUAAUUUUGAAAAUCACAUUUUGGUCACAGGACCAGCAAUGACCUUACUCAUUUUAAGAAAAUGGUGCAGGUUUGAAAACCAAAUCACUUUUAUUUUGUUCAAGAUAUGACCUACUAAUUGUUUUUCGAAGCAAAAUCUUUCAUUGCAAAUGGCCUAUUGAUCACUUUAGAAAUAAGAACGGGACUGGUGCAGAAAUGUGUCUUGCCAUUGUUUCUUUGACCAUUACUGGGGAUGCCCUGGUUAGCCAUUGGCCAAUUUUUUCCUUGUCCCUACUACAGCCCCAGAAGUCUUUGUGAAAGUUAACUGGGGUCCAGUUUCCUUCUAAUUUAUCAAGUGUCAAAUAUUACUUUGGGUUCCAAUCCCACUCUGACUCAGGGUUUAUUCCAGCAAUUCAACAAGGAAACAGGGUUUGUAUGGGUCAUGGAAAACCUGAAAAAUCAUGGAAUUUAAGAAUUUCAUUUCCAGGCCUGUUGGCCCUUGAAAGUCAUGGAAAAUUAAAAUUUUGUUUGGUACUUAAGUUACUGCAGAUGAUAAUGCAAGGACAAUGUAAGAUAGAGAGAAGUGAUUGAAUAGUGCUAAUGGCACACUUUUAGGGACUGUGCAAUAACUAUCAGGAGGGGGGGCUGAAAAACUAGAGUUAUCUAGCAAAAACGUAGACAGUACUCCCCCUCCAAAACAAAAAAAAAUUAGUUGUAACCCCCCUCUGUUAUGUUAAAAAUAACGUCGCACCCCCCUCCCACCACCCACCCACCCCCACACACACACCCACCCCUCACCGCCACCAUUACCAUAGAUGCCUUUAAGUAAAUACCUUUUAUAUUGUCAUGCUACUGUAAGCAUACGCUUACUUGUUGGAUGUCGUCAUCUGGAACAAAUAGUACCUCAAAUGAAUGUUCAACAAAGCCAUCCAUUUCGGAGUCAUCUGAAUCCAAAUCAGAGUUGUUUUCGGAAGUACUUGUGUGACAAAGCAUUUGCUAAGUACCAGGGUGCUUACCACAUUGGCUCAAAAUCUAAAACUUCUGAAGCCAGAAAGGGAAAGGAGCAGAGAAAAAAAUCAAAGAACAGGAAGUUGAACGCUUCAAGUAACAGACGAAAAAAAUCUUGCAUUAUAUUUAGAUCCUUGGGAGUUGUGAAUUUGCUUUUCAUUUUGAUGGAAUAUUUUCAAUAGUUGUUUAACAGCUGUUCGUAUUGAUAUUUGUUACAGUCUAUCAUGAUGCCUGUAUUGAGAAUCUUUUAUUGCGUUUAAUUUUAUUUACAUUUCGAAUAAAACUUAAGGCCCCCCCUCCGUCAAAUGAGUGAUUUUACUUUGAGCCCCCCUAUCUUGGCAGCAAUUUUAUGUAAUGCCCCCCCCCUCUCUAGUUUUUCAGCCCCCCUCCUGAUAAUUAUUGCACAGUCCCUUAGGUGGACACCAGAGUUGGUGUCUGUUGAACUGCUUAAGGUCAAAAACACCCUAAAACACAAAAGCUUUAAAAAUUUGUAAAAAGUUGAGAGCUAAUGUGGAAAAAGUCAUGGAAAGUCCUGGAAUUUGAAGAGCUUAAAACAGUACGAACCCUGUGAAAGGCACAUGGGCCCCCUCGUGAAACUGUAGAAUGCCGUCUCUAAAGAAAAACCAUUACAGUAGCCUGCAUAGCAGGCGUCCUCCCUCCCUUUCCCCUCUUUGUGCCUGCCACAUAGGCUACCAUUACAGUGGAACCUCGAUAUAACAAGGGCCAAGGGACUGGCAAAAUUAGUUUGCUAUAAUAACAAGGUUUCAUUAUAACGAGGUUCUUUUUGAUAUAUUUUACUAUUACAGGGCUGAAGAAAAGCAUUUGUUAUGUAGAGGUUCGUUAUAUUGAGUUUCCACUGUAAUUUACCACCGAUAGACAAAUAAUAUAGCACAUCCUCAGUAUUUUAUGACACAAAGGCUUCUAGGGCUGAACAAAUAUCUGACACAAAUAACUGAAGUAAAUAUUGCAAGGCUGAGAAUCCCAACUGGCAGGAGGAAACCCAAUUGGCUAUUUAGAAGCAAAGUCAGGGGAUUAAACUCUAGAGGAGCUACCAAAAACAAUCCCCGAGCUUGAGGUCAACGUAGGAUAUGAACUAAAAAAAGUCCCUCUCGCAUUUUGUGAGUGAAAAAAAAAAGAGUUAUGCUCACAAAUUUAAUAAUUAAAGGAGACUUAUCUGUAAGGUGAACUUUGGUUGAAAUUCUAUGAGUCCUUGGCCUGGAAGUAGAAAUAUACUAGACUGCUAGCCUGCAGUGCAGGCGUUUUCUUCAGGCGCGCGAAUGUUUUGCUUGCGAAAGCGCAUGUUGAAACUUUCCCGCCCCCUCCCCCUCCCCUCUUUCCUUCUUUCGCCCUAGCAUCUAUCCUUAGGGUUACUAUUUUUACUCUCCCUAAUCUUCCUCCAUCAUAACAAAGAAGGCGGUUACAACAGUACCAACAUAAACAAGCAGCUUUCGCACGCCCAUAAUACGCCUGCACUGCAGGCUAUACUAGAGCAUGAAGUAAUUCUUUAAGAGAAUAAAAGCUUUUGUGAAUUGUUUACUUUGUAAAUACUGGAUGUAUUUAUCUCCUGUGUUGAAUUUUAACAGGUGUGUGAAGGAGUGAUAGUUAUUGCGUACGAAAAUGGUGACCCAGUUCAUGUUCAUCAUCUGACACAGGAAAUCUGUGAAGCUUACUGGUUAGAAUGGUUGAUGCGGCUUCAACAAUACAAAAACAAAUUUCCUGAACAUUUUAUCCAUGAAGCUGUUUCAAAAGUAAAUGAAGCAGAGCAGGAAUUAAGACAUGUUCCAACCGUAGGAUCCGUAGCUACCUCUCUGGGUGCAAAAUCUUUAAAGAGCAUUGGGGUGCCUGUGGAAAGCCUUGGUACGGUUGUGAAAGAUGAGGAUGUGAUCGAAGAAGAAAAAGAACUUUCUUCCAAAGAGACGUUUGAUGAUAGUUUGAGUUCACGAAUAGUAGAUACCUGGAAACAGAUCUGGAAGAAUGUUUUUGACCGCAUACGUUCCAGGAGAAAAGAUUCAUGA